Trametes versicolor FP-101664 SS1 is the source of this 1543-nucleotide messenger RNA. RefSeq lists its product as uncharacterized. The transcript has 3 exons. Lineage: Eukaryota; Fungi; Basidiomycota; Agaricomycetes; Polyporales; Polyporaceae. Gene Ontology annotation, biological process: establishment of cell polarity. The record is from RefSeq and is a predicted model, not a curated record. Gene Ontology annotation, cellular component: cell tip; cytoplasm. The coding region runs from base 30 to 674 and encodes 214 amino acids.
UGCUCAUCCCAUCCUCGACGCUAGUCGCCAUGCAGGUCCACAUCCACCCCAGUAGCUUCGUCGUCGGACAGCCCAUCACGCCUGUCUCAUGGCCCCGCAAGCUGCCCAGGCCCUCCCACAUCAGUGUUAACACUUCUCGCCGGCCUGCUUCUGCAGACUCGACAUGCACCGUAUCCUCUACCUCCUCAUUACCCCCCUCACCAUCUCCCAUCUCGCCAUCCUCAUCCACAAGCUCCCUCCCAUCCCCGCAUUCCUCGCGCUCCGAGUCUGAAGUACACCGCGCUGUGUCGCGGUUACUCAGUCUCACGAAGCAGCUCCAGGAGGUGAUCACGCUAUGGGCAAACGGGUCGGCGGAUGAGGCGAAAGUGAGCGACGCCUUCGUCCUCGUCGGGAGCCAGUUCGACUCCACGGUACAUGCAUUCUGGCAUGUAGGCAUUGACAUGAGCGACCUCUACGACGUGCCUACAUCUCUUCGGACGGUCCUCGAGGGACUGCUCGCAGAAGACCCCUCUCCCGCGGUCCUUGCGCGGUAUUCGCCGAGGAUACGCAAAAUCAUCGUGGAGCUCCUCCAGGGUCUCCAGCGGAAGCAGACGCCCUACUGGUCUGCUAUCGGCCGGAACAAGGACAACGGCUACCUGUCUCCCGUACCUGCGACGAGUAUGCGCGACAGGUGAACUCGCCAAGUCACCUCUCCAUCUCUUGCAACCCGAGGCUUUCCUCGCUGCAGUACAUAUUCAACGGCCCUCGCGCCCUAGCCGCGCCGGCCUCCCACCGCUCUACGGGCGAUUGCGUCCCGCUGUAUCAUCCGAACGACCCGCCUCCGCCGCCGCGGGCACACCCAAUGUAUCCAUAGAUCCAUCGCAAUUCUCUGCCAUCUGGGACCACGGGUUCCGGACGUGGACGCGCUCUCCCGAGCUCCCCCUUGGUUCUUCCGGGAGUCUCUUCGGUCUCGCCUGCCCCGCGUGGCGACGCUUCCGCAUUCCACAGUCCGCCAACCCCGCCUCUGCAACGUGCGCCAUUACCCUACCGUUCCUCGCAGUAAUCCGGUUUCCACGUCGAUCCCCGCUUCUUUUUUUCGCAUCACGCGCGCCGCCCGCUCGCGCCCGCCCUUCGCAUCCUCGUACGUACGACUUAGCAACCGCUGACAUUACACGUCGCGCCCAUGUUUCCCUUCACGCACAUCCCGCUUCCCCCAAUUGUUUCGUGCACAAUUAGUCCACUCCCCCGGCUCUCGGUCCCGGCUUACUUCACCCAUUCCACAUGUGUAUCCGUACGUUACGCACUCGAUCGCCUCUGCCUGCCCGCCUGCCCUUGCUCUCGCCCGCAUCGUGUCGACUCGAUUCUAAUCCGCUUACAAAUACGCACCCUCCUUGCUGUCCAGCUUAUUACAUCGCAACUUGAACGUGUACUCCACAGUCGUCUUACGCUCUUCCCCAUCUGCUUCGUGUCUCAAUUGCAGACGUUCCCGGUAUCUGGUUUUUAAGGGCGUGCAUAUUUAGUGUACCUCAUGGACUUGCCUGGGACGCGCUUAGUGUGGUCGUGC